Messenger RNA from Amoebophrya sp. A25, 3215 nucleotides. NCBI's taxonomy places the organism in Eukaryota, Dinophyceae, Syndiniales, Amoebophryaceae. The record is from the annotation of a GenBank genome assembly.
UAAACUUUGCGGCUGUGUUGUUUGCUUUUGGUAUGAAUUUGAUGAGGAUGCGCAGGAGCAUUAUUUUUUUAUCCAUCAAUCUUUGUUUCCAGGAUUAAUAGAUAACUUGAGGAAGAAGACUAACUCUAGUAUUAAGCACUUCAUGAUCCGCUCCUUGUCCUUUUAUUUUGUUAAUUAUGCCCUUUCCCUUAUUUUCCAAUUGAAUCAAAGCCUGGAGUGAAUGUUUUGUCCUGCAUGCUGGCCCCACGUCUAUCUCAACAACAGCAUAUCUUGAUUGUUCUGCAUCGUCAGUAGUAAGUGUCGCAAUGCGUACUUCUACGGCAAGAGCCAGGCAGAGGCGGUGCACGCAGGACAGCACCGGAUUUGGUGCCGUUCGUCUCCUCGUUCCCCCUUUCGCCUCGUCUGUAUUUUUUAACUUUUUCUAAGUGUCUUCCUGAUGAAUAAUCAUAGCUGAUGAUAGGAGUGCUGCUCUGCUCGUCUCUUACGUUUCCCCUUGAUUCACCCAAUUUUCUCCUAGAAAAACACCCUUUGGCUGUUGAUAUUCUCUUGCGUUCCUCUUAUCAGACAAACCAGAACAAGAGGACCGAUUGUCCAUCGUCUACCUAUUUGCGUUGGAUCAUUCACUGUGCGGUGGUGCACCAGGCUGAUGCGGACGAUUCCUCUUGCAUUUACUGGACCUUUGACAUACCUCCAGCUCGGCCCCCGAUGCUUACUUUUUGUCGGAAAUGAUAUGGUUGAUUCAGAGACUGCUCAAGAAAAGAACCUCCCAGUUUUUAGUGUUAUGGUAAUAUGUAUCAACAUUUCAUCAUCUCACUCUGUUCUCGUUGCAAGAUAAAUAUGAAUCCUAAGUUAGUAAAUCAUCGAAACGCUUUUCUUUGUUCAUCUUUUAGAUGGUAAUUUUCUUCUCCUCUUUGUAGUAGUUGUAACGGCCACGAGAAAGCAAAAGGAUGCCUCGCUUGAGAGGCGGCGUGUCCAGUCGUGCUUCCAACUAAAAAAGAAGAGCAGGUUGUUUGAGCCGUGUCGUGGCGGACGGUAUGUAUAUAUAAGAUAAAUGAUCUCUCAGGAGAAGUUACAUUUCAGGAAGGACACACGCUAAACAGAAACAAAAUUAUAUUACAGGUUUCCACAUCGAUCAUCUACUUCACAUAGCUGAUUUACCGUUGUUGCGUGCACGUAUCUUUGUCGAUGAAUAAUGGGCUCUUGAUCCAAUCAGUCUCGGCAUAAGCUGCAUAAACUCACGGAUGCAUCGAACGAUCGCACAUUAUAACAGAUAAGGAAAUGAAAAAUACGAGUACGACUAGGUGGUAUUUUUUCAGGAACGAGCCAACUUCCGCCCUCUUGGAAGCGUUGACUCUUGUACAACUUCUAGCUCGUCAAUAGGUAAGAUGCUGUUUGUCGUUCUCUGAUAUCAAAAAAUAUAAUUUGCUUUCUGUGCAGUUCUUAACGAUGUUGUCGAGCAGUAAAUUACGAAGUAGAUAAUGACGAUCUACUUAUUCUAGUUAUUCGAAGUAUGUCGUGAUUCGUGAAUUACGACAGUCAGUUGAUGAAGAUCGCGGACCACAUGCAGUGGUUGUCCGCUCAGGGUCGUCAUCGCGCCCAAAAAAGUAGGAUUAAUCUUUGCAUGCACCGUCACUGUGGCGCUAAGGUAGAUGGUGCGUCUCUCCGGGUUUGUACUGCUGUGGUUACAGGAAAAAUAUGGAACAAAAAAUAGCAUAACAAAGAAUGAGUGUGUGCCUUUUUCUUAUCGGAACAUAUAAUCAUGAUAUCUGCUAGCUAGGUAGAAGUCGCACAAUUAUAGUACACCUUGUGUUGACCGAUAAGAACCGAAAUAUUUGAACACCAAAUAAUAUCCGGGGCUUGGGUCUUUUCCACUUUUGUAGUUGUUCGUUAUCCCUGAAAGACUGCGCAAUUUGGUUUAUUUCGUGAUGUUCAUGUUCGUGCGUUUCUCAUAUCAUAGUGCGCUUUCUCUGUGCCAAAAAUCUAGUAGUAUCAAGGGAUACAGGGCCGAGAAUACGGAAUAAACAGAGAAAGAAAAAACCGAUUUGAUUGGUUCAGAAUAGGCCCACAGAUUGCACCGAGAGAAAGAAACAAAAAAGUACUUUUUUACUUUUCUGUUGCUGUACAAGUACGGGAACACACCUUGCUACUAAAUAGAAGGAAUCAGGGCUCCUCCGUAAAGCUGGAUGCUCAUUUUCUUUCCAACAUUGACCACAUAUAAGUACAACAUAAAAGCAUGCCUGUGGUCAUGCGCCAGAGUGGGCAACUUGAUUAUGAUGUUGUUACAUGUUUCCAAAAUCUAGACCAUCAAGGGAAACAAGAUAUAACAAUUGUAAUUGUAAGCAAGGUGCGUGUAAGUUGUAAUUUAAUUGUAGUUUUGAUUGAUGGAUGUCAUUGUGAAUGACUUCCUCCGGUUCCUUGGACGAGAAUGAUUCGGCGGGAGUUGAAUAAUUACAGCACGUGUGCCACUGCCUUGGGACCUGACAUGAUAUUUCUCAGACUAAUUUUUCGAAAUUAUUGAUUAUAAACUCGGCUCUUAGUACCUAUGGAUUAUCUGGGUCUGGAUCUGGCCGUAGUUGAUCCGGCGUACAACUACGGGGCAGCACGACCAGUUGGUGCGGGACGUACCCUCGCGGUCGCGACUGGGUCAUUCUACUUGGUGAUCAGCAUAGCAGCUGCAUGUUAGCAGGGCUCGCAUACAUUGAAGCAGAUUGACAUGUUUACUCUACUUCAAUAAAAAUCCAGGAUGAAUAAACAAUCUAGUUUGAUAUCAUCAUAGAACAGAGACACUCACGGAAGGACCACUAUUAGUAGCGAGUUUCGCAUAAUUGCUCUGGUCUCGACAGCCUUAGCUUUGGCCUACUCACAUGAUUUCGAAAGGUUGGAAUAUGCAUACUUAUUUAUAGGGUGGAAAAGAUGUCAAUAAUCCUUUCAUUCUUGCUGUGACAACAAUAUCCUUGGGUCUGCCCAUCAACCAAACAUUAAAAAUAUGAUGGGGGGCGACCUGCGUUCUACUGCUCCUUUUCUUGCGUCACCGCGUUGGCACAGAGGGCGGCAGUCACGGUGGCAUAGUGCGAGAUGCACUGACAACUGACCUGGGAGGUCGUAGCGAAAAGACCUGUACAAAAGGUAGCUGAGGAGCAAAGAUGCUGGAGGUGUGCGGUUCAAGAAAAGUAGUAGAUGCCAUUGGAAAAUGGAAGAGAAGAGUGGAAGAAAAU